Messenger RNA from Neocloeon triangulifer, 3748 nucleotides. RefSeq names its product arrestin red cell (gene krz). The record is from RefSeq and is a predicted model, not a curated record. Gene Ontology annotation, biological process: signal transduction; G protein-coupled receptor internalization. The coding region runs from base 236 to 1501 and encodes 421 amino acids. The transcript is spliced from 13 exons. Gene Ontology annotation, cellular component: cytoplasm. Lineage: Eukaryota; Metazoa; Arthropoda; Insecta; Ephemeroptera; Baetidae. Gene Ontology annotation, molecular function: G protein-coupled receptor binding.
CCUUCGUGUCCUCAUCAGUUCCUUGUUCCGUCUUUGUUGUGGUCGACCGAGCGGUGUCUGUUUUCCACACUAGACUGUCCGUCGUCCCACCCCAUCGGCGUUCACGUCCACUUAGCAGUGCGCAGACAUGUCCGGGUAGCUGUGGCCUCGCUUUCGGUGCCCGUCCAGAUAAAAUCUGUUUUUGACACUUCGCCACUGACGUUAGUGAGUGACCAACACACUGGCAACAUUAGACAUGGACGAGUCCAGUUGUAAAAGACAAGCCACAAGGGUAUUCAAAAAGAGUUCUCCUAAUAGCAAGAUCACCGUUUAUCUUGGGAAAAGGGACUUUGUAGACCACAUAACACAUGUUGACCCCAUAGAUGGAGUUGUUUUAAUCGACCCCGACUAUGUCAAAGACCGAAAAGUGUUUGGCCACGUAUUGGCCGCCUUCAGGUAUGGACGUGAGGAUUUGGACGUCCUGGGCCUCACCUUCCGCAAAGACCUUUAUCUAGCCGCUGAGCAAAUUUUCCCUGUGCCAGAGUCUGUCAGCAAACAGCCCUUGACCAGACUUCAGGAACGGUUGAUAAAGAAGUUAGGACCAAAUGCUUUCCCUUUUUAUUUUGAACUGCCUCCUCACUGCCCUGCCUCAGUCACUCUCCAACCGGCACCCGGUGACACUGGAAAACCUUGCGGAGUCGACUAUGAACUCAAAGCGUUUGUGGGAGAAACUCAAGAUGACAAGCCGCACAAAAGGAAUUCCGUUCGACUGGCAAUACGCAAGAUAAUGUAUGCGCCAAGCAAACAGGGUGAGCAGCCUUCGGUAGAAGUAAGCAAAGACUUCAUGAUGAGUCCCAAUAAACUUCACUUAGAGGCUUCGUUGGACAAAGAGUUAUACCAUCACGGGGAGGAUAUAGCUGUAAAUGUUCACAUUGCAAACAACAGCAACAGAUCUGUGAAAAAAAUUAAAGUGACUGUUCGCCAGUUUGCAGACAUAUGUCUAUUUUCGACAGCGCAGUAUAAGUGUACAGUGGCUGAAAUCGAAAGCGAGGAGGGGUGUCCAGUUGGGCCUGGGUUUACCUUGAGCAAGGUUUUCUCCCUUACACCCUUGCUGGCCAACAAUAAAGACAAGUGGGGGCUGGCUCUAGACGGUCAGCUGAAGCACGAGGACACAAACUUGGCCUCGAGCACUCUCAUCAGCGAAACUUCUCAGCGAGAAAAUCUUGGCAUUAUUGUACAGUAUAAAGUCAAAGUUAAGCUCUGCCUUGGAGCACUUGGCGGAGAUCUUGUGGCUGAAUUACCGUUUAUUCUAAUGCACCCAAAGCCAGAGGAAGAGUCCUUGCCAGUUUUAAGUUCAAGUCCGUCCCACAUGGCAGAUGCUUCUGAUGGACAGAAAACUGAUCCUGCUGUGGACAACCUCAUCCAACUUGACUCUGAGGGCAUUCGACCAGAUCCAGAUGACGACAUAAUCUUUGAGGACUUUGCUCGACUGAGGUUAAAAGGGGGAGAAACGGAGGCUUGAAUAAUGUGCCUCAGGCAAAUUCAAAAAAGGUUUUUAUGAAGAUGAUAAAUUAUAUAAUUAUUACUAAAAACUUAGUGCCUGAUUUUUCUGACAAAUUGUUUUCAAUUAUUCACCAAGUACAAAAUUUGUAGCAAAACCUUACAUUGGCAAAAUAAUUUUUGCACCCCGUGUUUCACAAUAAAGCUUUUUUAUUCUUGUGGCUAAAUGAUUUGCCAGAUUAGAAACACGGUGUUUUCACCCAGGAUUUACAGCAAUAAUGUUAAAAUGAGAUAACCACUUGCAAACUCCUUUUACUUGCUUGGUGAAUACUUUAAAAUAAGUUUGUGAGAGAACACGGGCAUUAAAAAAUAAAAAUGGCUUCAGAAUAGCAGAUGGGGCUUCAUAAAGAAACGCUCCACUCUGCAAUUUUAUUUGUGUACUUGCAGAAAUUGAAAUAUUUUGAUUAAUUUCUGCACUAAAAUAACUGAUGUAAGCCGAUGUGAUUGUGCAUUUUUCAUAAUAACUAUUACUGUCGCAUUCACUAAUGUGAACGAACAGCAUUUACUAUACCAUUUUCUUAUGUGUUUUUGAUCAAUCCGAAUCUCGAGAAAUGUUUUCACAGCACAACUGCAAGCUGGUUCCAAUCAAAAUCAGACGCUCAAAUGCAAUAAUUAUUUUUCUCCUCGCAUGCAUGACACACGGUCAUUGGUUCCAGUAUGUUUUCUGAGCUAAUUUUGCUCGCCUCAAAUAUUUUAACUGACUCGCGCCAUACUUUUGCACAAGUGUUUUCCUUGAAUUACCAAAAUUUCUAUUUUGUGAUUACGAACCAUUUGUAUCUAAGGUUUAAGUUAUGCCAUUAUAAGCUCAUGGGCUAAAAAUAUGCUUUUUAUGUGCAAGGAUGCUGGAUAACGGUGUGCCCUUUUGGUACCAAAUAAGAUGUGAUUUUGAUGGGUGAACUGGUACCUUUGUUUUGGUGUAAAGGAGAAGCAAAGAUCCAGCUCCUAGUGCUUUUCAUAAUAUAUAAUUAUGCUUGAAAUUAAGUAAUCCUAUUUAAUGUUAUUACAAAAAAAUAAUAAUGCAAAACCUGUUUUCUCCCAACCGACAUCUUUGGGGCAAGGAUCUAAAAUCUACAGAGCUCAAAAUUCGUGUGGAUACUUUUCUCCAUUUAAUGUUUUUUUUUUUUUUUUAAAUUUCUAUCAGUAUUUAUGUAUUUAAUGGCGUUUUCAAUAUUAAUAUAUGGAUAACAUAAAAAAAAAUUAUAAUUAAAUUGUGAAGUGUCCUCUAGAUUUUAAAAUUGAUAUAAAUCUUCUUUUACUUUCCGAUACAGCCUCUUGGCAAAAUGUGAUGGUCAUUGUUAAUAACACCUUUGCCUAUACAGCAAGAUUUGGUUAGGCGAAACACACUAAUACUACAAUAGCUGCAUCUCAAUUGCUUUCCGACACAUUUACUUUGCAAAAUAUAUGUACAUAUUUUUGCUGCGCUGUAUUUUGUGUGAGGGUCAAACGCAAAAAAAAAAAUUAUUUAAUUGUACUCUCGUCAAAAUUUUAGUGAAGAGAGUAAUAAUUCAUAAAGUUGGAUGCCAUUUGUUUGCGCUAAAGUCAGUUUAACUGCAAAGCUGUACUGGCAACAAUAUAAAAUAUGCAUUUCCCACUUCUUAAUUAUAUUUAUAUUUCUAAUUUUAUUGAUAUUUAGGCAUACCUGGCCACCUUUAAAUAACUAAGUUACAAUUUAUCUAUGAAUCUGAUGAACAGACAGUUGUUCUUUAAGUGAAAUUUAAGAGGAAAACGAUGUAGCAAAAAGUUAAAUCAAUAAGGAAUUAUGUAUAGCUGCGUAAAAUUAACUACACAUCAGUGAAGCUUCAACAGUCCAAAAUAAUCGAUAAUGUGUUAUUAUCAAUCAAUUUUUAUUAAAAUCUAUGUUAUGCAAUCUUUACGUAGAGCUUAAAGAACAAACACGAUAAAAAAAUUGGCAAUCUAAAAUAUGUGGUAUUAAUUAAGUUUUCCAAAACAGUCAAGAUGAAUAAUUUCUUAUGUAAAAAAAUAUUGCUGGUGUGCUCUUUACAAAGUUGUUGGUGUCUGUUCGUCAAAUUCAUAUAAACAAUUAAAAACUCUUGAUGCUGCACAAAACAACCUCCUCAAGACUAUAGAGACUAUUGCAUGUUAUAUAUGUAUGUAUGCCAUCAAAAUCAUUUUGAGCUCAUUAAAAUGCAUUGUAUAUUCCUGCAUCAUUAUUUUUUGUGUGAGGAAUAAACUCGUGACCUCAAUGUUA